Molecule: messenger RNA, 3455 nt
Organism: Glycine soja
Lineage: Eukaryota; Viridiplantae; Streptophyta; Magnoliopsida; Fabales; Fabaceae
Product: B3 domain-containing transcription repressor VAL1-like
Exons: 14
Coding region: 422-3157 (911 amino acids)
Molecular function (GO): zinc ion binding; DNA binding
Source: RefSeq, a predicted model, not a curated record
GCGUUAAGGUUUUAGCGGUGGUGUGUUUGUGUGUGUUAUAUGUCUUCAAGUGUCGUGCAUGCAUUUUAUGCAUCUGUUGCUUUGCAUGCACACACACUCUCUCUUUCCUCUCUCUCUCUUUCUCUCUCAUCACUUUCUCUCUCUACAGACACACACGCCUCGUUUUCUCUCUCUAAAACCCCAGGUCAAAUUUCCAUUGCCUUACGCUGAUUUGAGUGAUUUCUCUCUGUUUUUCUUCGUUGCUUUGCUUCUCUUCUUCUUCAGCUAAGUGCUAAUGUAAGAUGCGUGUGGUUCUUGAGAUUUGAGGUGAUAGAUUUGAUAGCUAGCACUGCAAAGUUGGGUUCUCUUUCGUUCAUGUGAACGACCCAUUUGUUGUUUUUCAUUUGGGGUGAGAUAAAGUGGAAUUUUGCAAUUUGGAUUAAUGGGUUCCGACAUUUGCGUUGUGAAUGGUUCGUGCACUCACGAAUGGAGAAAGGGGUGGCCUCUGCGAUCUGGUGGAUUCGCUCAACUAUGCUGCAAGUGCGGAUUUAUGGAGGAGUGGAAGGGUGACAUCCUUGACCGGUUAUCUGCCUACGAGAAUUCAGUUUUCUGUAAUAAAUUCCACCGCCAACAAACUGGUUGGAGGGAGUGUAACUUUUGCAACAAGCCUAUCCACAGUGGAUGCAUAGUAUCUAGAUCUUUGUUCGGGUAUCUUGACUUUGGUGGCAUAGGUUGUGUCAGCUGUGUAAAUACUACCCAACUUAGUAUGAUGAGGAAUACUGAAAAUCCAAAUGUGUCAGUUUCGUCAAUAAAAAAUAAUGCGAGUGAUCGGCAUUCUGCUCAUUUUGAUGGAAGACUGCUUGUGGGUGGUGUUGAUGAAGGAAAACUUAUGCAAUUCUGCAAAAUUAUUGAAGCUAGUGAAUCCAGCCACUGGAAUCAUGCUCAAAGUGAUGGCAUAAUUGCACAUCAUGGGCAAAACAACCAAGAAGCCAAGUGUUCAUUCAGGGAAGGGGACAUUGGAUUUUCAAAUGUGAGGAAACCAUCCGUUCAGUCAUUGACAUUUGCUACGUUAGAAAAUAAUAGGUCAACAUGGGAGAUUAAAAACAUGCAUGAAUCAAAUGCACAGCCAUCUUUCAGUAUGUAUCUGGGAAAUGCAUCAGGGAACGACUCCGUCCCACCUUCUGCUGGAGAGGCUGUAGAAGGAAGACUCGAGGGAAAAACAUCUCCUCCCUUUCAAAGAUCUCGCCCUAUAUGUCCUAAACCAUUGAAGAGUGGGCUUACCAUGAAUGUGGAGACAGAUAAAGGUGCAAUUUCUCAAUCACGUGUUGCUCGGCCACCUGCAGAUGGCAGGGGCAAGAAUCAGUUACUUCCCCGAUAUUGGCCGAGGAUUACUGAUCAAGAGCUGGAGCGAUUGGCUGGAGAUUUGAAAUCCACUGUAGUGCCAUUAUUUGAGAAGGUGUUGAGUGCCAGUGACGCAGGUCGAAUUGGCCGUCUUGUUCUCCCAAAAGCCUGUGCUGAGGCAUAUUUUCCUCCUAUUUCACAAUCUGAAGGUGUUCCUUUGCGAAUGCAAGAUGUGAAGGGGAAUGAGUGGACAUUUCAGUUCAGAUUUUGGCCUAAUAACAACAGCAGGAUGUAUGUAUUGGAGGGUGUGACCCCUUGCAUACAGGCCAUGCAAUUAUGUGCUGGUGAUACUGUAACAUUUAGUCGGAUAGAUCCUGGAGGCAAACUAGUUAUGGGUUUCAGAAAAGCAUCAAAUUCUACAGAUACACAGGAUGCCUCCACAUCUGCACAAUCUAAUUCAGCAAAGGGAACCAUCUCUUCUGGUACUGAGAAUCUGCCAUCAGGAAGUAAUCAUGCCAAUCUUCUCCAUUCAUUGACAGGGAAUGUUGAAACUCACUUAAAUGGACAUACAGAACAUCUGCACUUGGGUACUGGAACUGCUGGAUUGCUUAAAACUGAAAAUAAUGAGAUGACAAACAGCAGUUCACCACAACAACAAAUUUCGGUUUUAGAGAAGAAGAGGACUCGCAAUAUUGGGCCUAAAAGUAAGAGGUUGCUAAUUGAUAAUGAAGAUGCCAUGGAGUUGAAACUUACAUGGGAAGAAGCACAAGAUUUGCUUCGUCCUCCUCCUAGUGUCAAGCCAAACAUUGUCACAAUUGAGGACCAAGUAUUCGAAGAAUAUGAUGAACCCCCUGUUUUUGGAAAGAGAACUAUAUUCAGUGCCUGUUCAUCUGGGGGGAAGGAACAAUGGGCUCAGUGUGAUGAUUGCUCUAAAUGGCGAAAGCUGCCCGUUGAUGCUCUUCUUCCUCCCAAGUGGACAUGUUCUGAAAAUGUUUGGGAUUCAAGCAGGUGUUCAUGCUCUGUGCCGGAGGAGUUAAGUUCAAAGGAAUUAGAAAAUCUUCUGAAAACCAACAAAGAUUUUAAAAAGCGGCGAAUUGCAGAAAGCAGCAAGUCAAUCCAAGAACACGAGGCUUCUGGCCUGGAUGCCCUUGCCAGUGCAGCUGUCCUUGGAGAAAAUCUUGUUGACACUGCCGAGUCAUCAGCUGGAGCCACCACCAAACAUCCUAGACACCGUCCCGGCUGCUCUUGCAUCGUAUGCAUUCAGCCACCAAGUGGAAAGGGGAGGCAUAAGCCAACCUGUACGUGCAACGUGUGCAUGACCGUGAAGCGCCGGUUCAAAACCCUCAUGCUAAGGAAGAAGAAACGGCAAUCUGAACGCGAAGCAGAUACUGCCCAAAAAGACCAAACUCUCCUGAAAGAUGAGCCGGAUACCAACGGAGCACCGAGGGACGAUACAAGUCGGUUGGAGAAAGAGGUGGGACUAAACAAAAGUCAACAUCAGGUGGGUGAGUCCAGUACUGGACAGAUCGAUCUGAAUUCUCAUCCCAACCGCGAAGACAUGCAAGUGGAAACCACAGGACUUAACAUGUCUAGUCAUCUUGAACCAGCAACAAACCAUACAGUAGGAGAAUUUAUGGACAAAAAUGACCUAAGAAGAAGCUUCAAUAAUGAAGUGCAGACUGGUCAGAAUUCUUCUUUGCACACUCCUCCUCAAUCUAGUGGAGAAGGUCAGAGAUACUUCUCUGAUGGAAGAUGCUUUGCAUCCAUUGUGUGGAACCAGGAAAGAAAGGAUGAGGUACAUAGUCAACCCAAUCAGAGUCAAAACAAUCUUUCUUAACAAUUUAGUUAUUUAUUUUAAUAUUCAAACCUUUUUUUGUUUCUUUACUGGAAUUUUUUAUGAUAUUUCUCCUUACUUGCACUCGCAAAAGUAUAUAUUUUUCCUUCUUUUUCAAAGGGGUGGUCAAAGAUAGUUCGUUCUCAUAAAAAAAAUAAUGUAAUUUUUUGUAUCGUUUGUCUUUGAAGUUUUUAUUUAUUUAUUUUUAUUUUUCAUGGAAGUGGGUCGUGCACAUUUCUUUCUUUGACAAUGUAUUUGUUUGUCGGUUAUAUGAAUGAAACAUAGGAAAAAGUUUACAUUU